AGAAAAUCUGCUCGGUCCCAGGCAGCCGCCGCUGCCCCUUUGAUGUUUUGGUACACCGUGCGCAUGCGCCUCACAUUAGAAUUACUGCACUGGGCAGUCUAAGUUGGAUCUCCUCUCUUCAGUGAAACCCUCAAUCCCAUCAAAAACUAAAGGCAUGUGGAGAGUCCGGAAAAAGGGCUACUUUGGGAUUUGGUCAUUCCCCUUAAUAAUCGCCGCUGUCUGUGCGCAGAGUGUCAAUGACCCUAGUAAUAUGUCGCUGGUUAAAGAGACAGUGGAUAGACUCCUGAAAGGCUAUGACAUUCGUCUGAGACCAGAUUUUGGAGGUCCCCCUGUGGCCGUGGGAAUGAACAUUGACAUCGCCAGCAUUGAUAUGGUUUCCGAAGUCAAUAUGGAUUAUACCUUGACAAUGUACUUCCAGCAAGCCUGGAGAGAUAAGAGACUGUCCUAUAAUGUAAUACCUUUAAACUUGACUCUGGACAAUAGAGUGGCAGAUCAGCUCUGGGUGCCUGAUACCUACUUCCUGAAUGAUAAGAAGUCAUUUGUACACGGAGUGACCGUCAAGAACCGCAUGAUCCGCCUGCAUCCAGAUGGGACGGUUCUUUAUGGCCUCAGAAUCACAACCACAGCUGCUUGCAUGAUGGACCUAAGGCGGUACCCACUGGAUGAACAAAACUGCACCUUGGAAAUUGAAAGCUAUGGAUAUACCACUGAUGACAUUGAGUUUUACUGGCGUGGGGAUGAUAACGCAGUAACAGGAGUGACAAAGAUUGAACUUCCACAGUUCUCUAUUGUGGAUUACAAACUUAUCACCAAGAAGGUUGUUUUUUCCACAGGUUCCUAUCCCAGGUUGUCCCUCAGCUUUAAGCUUAAGAGAAACAUUGGUUACUUUAUUCUGCAAACAUACAUGCCUUCCAUCCUGAUCACUAUCCUCUCCUGGGUCUCCUUCUGGAUUAAUUAUGAUGCAUCAGCUGCAAGAGUGGCAUUAGGAAUUACAACCGUCCUUACAAUGACCACAAUCAAUACCCACCUGCGGGAGACUCUCCCUAAAAUCCCCUAUGUGAAGGCCAUUGACAUGUACCUGAUGGGGUGCUUUGUCUUUGUUUUCAUGGCCCUUCUGGAAUAUGCUUUGGUCAACUACAUCUUUUUUGGGAGGGGACCCCAACGCCAAAAGAAAGCAGCUGAGAAAGCUGCUAGUGCCAACAAUGAGAAGAUGCGCCUGGAUGUCAACAAGAUGGACCCACACGAGAACAUCUUACUGAGCACUCUUGAGAUAAAGAACGAAAUGGCCACAUCUGAGGCUGUGAUGGGACUUGGAGACCCCAGGAGCACAAUGCUGGCCUACGAUGCCACCAGCAUCCAGUACCGGAAAGCCGGCUUGCCCAGGCACAGCUUCGGCCGGAAUGCCCUGGAACGGCACGUGGCACAAAAGAAAAGCCGCCUGCGGAGACGCGCCUCCCAACUGAAAAUCACCAUCCCCGACUUGACUGAUGUGAAUGCCAUAGAUCGGUGGUCCCGCAUAUUCUUCCCAGUGGUUUUUUCCUUCUUCAACAUCGUCUAUUGGCUUUAUUAUGUGAACUAAAACACAGCCUCCCAUGGG
Messenger RNA from Callorhinus ursinus (northern fur seal), 1597 nucleotides. RefSeq names its product gamma-aminobutyric acid type A receptor subunit beta2 (gene GABRB2). Gene Ontology annotation, cellular component: membrane. The record is from RefSeq and is a predicted model, not a curated record. Gene Ontology annotation, biological process: monoatomic ion transmembrane transport. Gene Ontology annotation, molecular function: extracellular ligand-gated monoatomic ion channel activity; GABA-A receptor activity. NCBI's taxonomy places the organism in Eukaryota, Metazoa, Chordata, Mammalia, Carnivora, Otariidae.